Molecule: messenger RNA, 2071 nt
Organism: Schistosoma bovis
Lineage: Eukaryota; Metazoa; Platyhelminthes; Trematoda; Strigeidida; Schistosomatidae
Source: the annotation of a GenBank genome assembly
GGUCAUAGUCAAUCAAGGUGACGCCGGACUGAUGACCUUGGACCGGUUUAAAACUAUAAGCUGAUGUCGGAUGAUAUAUGGGAGGAGAGUGCUGUCAAAGGAUUUCAAUUUGAUUUAGAGGAAGCAGAUAAUACUUCAACGUACUCUCAUAUUCUCGGUGAUAGCUUUGGUGAAACAUUUUGUGAUGAAUCAAUAACAAUAGACUUUAACAAUCAAUUUUGUACAAUAUGCCAUAACUUAAUCGGUAAUGAGAUUUACUAUGAAAAAGAUGCUACGUUCUGUUCAGAGGCAUGCUGGUUGAAAGCAAUUACAAUAGCUCUUGAUGAUUUUGUUGUUGGGGGAAUGAGUACAUGGCCAUUGAGUACUUUUGUUUCACAAUCUUCUAAAUCAGUUAUUUUAAAUUUGACUACAAGCACUUUUGAUGGAAAUUUAAUUACAAAGAUUGUUAAUGAACUUAGGAAUUCAUUAUCAGAAAGCACUUUUGAAAAUAUUUUGCUAAAAAACCCCGUAGCCGGGUUUCAUUUUCUUAACUUCCUUAGAAAUACUGGACAGUUAGUAGACUUAAAGAAAUAUAUGAAAAUACUAGGUUUUAUCAGAGAAAGUGAAAUUUCUAGCUAUAGUCAGUUGAUGCAAAAGUUGAUGAAUUUAUCGUCGGGUCAUGUAGACGAAGUUAAUAAACAUUUAAUGCAGAUUGCAGAAUCUGAAGUAGCCUCAAAUCUUGCUGUUAAAAAUAUUGUUGAAAUCUCUUCUGAAUUGGCUGUUAUCUUGGAUUAUCAGAACAGCUAUGAAAAAGAAUGGAGUUCAUAUUACAGUGAACUUCUUAUACGUACAAACGCCCAGAAAAACGCUACUACACUUCCUGAGAGUUUGUUGAUGCAGCCAUUAUGCGAAACUCUUGGUGCAUUGGCGAGGAUGGAUCAAAGCAUUAAGACCAAUAGUCGGGCUGAAACUCUUGGGAAAAAGUUCAAAAUAUCGGAUGAACAGUUUAGAUGGUUGUUGAUAGAGCCCCUUGUUCAGUCACGAAACUGGGACGAUCUGGAAUUUAUCAUGUUAAAAAAGAAAUCUUUGUCGCGUCGUAUGGAGGUUACCAUCCCAACUGACCGUUUUAUCCUUCAUCUCAAUUCAUUAGGUGUCCCAAACAAUAUUAUUGAAAGUUACUUGAAAUAUCUAAGUGAUGAUGAGUUUAUACAGAUUGUUAUUCGGUUAAAUAUGGUCGAUGAAGCGGUUAAACUCUGCUUGGAAAAGCGAAAUAUCAACGCUUUGAAGGAACUCAUGUCUCAAAUACCUGGCAAUCAUCAAAAGAAGAAAGAAAUAUCUCACUAUCUAUCAGUUCCUGUUGCACAGUGGAAAGACUUUGUUUGUAGACAAGCGUUUUGAAACGAACUUUUCAUUUUACAUUUUUGAGAAACACUGAUGAGCUGGAUUUUGAGCCUCGACUUUUGUACGCACAUAUGUAUCGUCCCGUUAUCAACUGAUAUAACAAACGAAUAAUGGUGAAUAAUCCUUGCGAUUCCCGGGUUUCACUUCGAUCAGUAUGUCUUUGUAAUCGUAUUAUCAUAGUUGUAAUUCCAAAGAUAAUGCAAAUGAUUGUUUUUAUCGUGAGAGUUACGAAGAUGUUCUCAAUUUCGUGGGAUAAUAAUCUAAAAGGCGAGAAAACUACAAUAUUAUUGUGUUAAAAAAUAUUCAAGAUCUACUUGCAAUCUUUUGAAAACUGGAUAAGUAGUAGUCCUUGUACCAUUUUUGAGCAAACAUUAUGUACAAUGACGUACAUACAAACGUACUUAUAUAAGAGAUUUGUUUAGAGAAAUAUAGCGAGAGCCAAGUAACUUCUUAAAGAAUGAAAUCUAAAUGAAACAUUAGAUUUGUGCGGCUGUCGUUAAAUAUUCAGAUGGAGACCCUUAAUGAAUUUUCGCCUAGUUAAGGCUGUUACCGGUGGAAGAGCUCUAUUUAUUACAUUCUACUGGCGGAUAGCGAGGCAAGUUUAGUGAAAUAAAUAUUGGACUUACGGACAUAAUUUUAAAGAUAGUUUUCAGUGUUCUUUUUAAUAUAAAACGAAGUCAACGAACAUUUA